AUGAAGAGAGAGAGAGAGAAGAAGAGUGUUACUCAGGAGCUGGCAGAGAAGAAGGGAAUUGAGGCCUUGUUCAGGUCUCAAAUGUACUCCAUGAUUCAGAAUAUUGAGAAGGCAGCCCUGCUCUCUGAGCAUGUCAAUCUGCUUACUGCUGGGGUGAAACCCAAGACAGCAGACCAGGAAAUAUGGGAUUUUGAGAUGCAGGUUGACCUGGCUGAGAGAGAGCAGUGA
Blastomyces dermatitidis ER-3 is the source of this 228-nucleotide messenger RNA. RefSeq lists its product as uncharacterized. The record is from RefSeq and is a predicted model, not a curated record. Bases 1 to 228 code for a protein of 75 amino acids. The transcript is spliced from 2 exons. NCBI's taxonomy places the organism in Eukaryota, Fungi, Ascomycota, Eurotiomycetes, Onygenales, Ajellomycetaceae.